Molecule: messenger RNA, 1065 nt
Organism: Bombyx mandarina (wild silkworm)
Lineage: Eukaryota; Metazoa; Arthropoda; Insecta; Lepidoptera; Bombycidae
Product: oocyte zinc finger protein XlCOF26-like
Source: RefSeq, a predicted model, not a curated record
AUGUCUGAGCUCCGAAGGAAGCACGAACUGUCCAACUUGCUGACCGUCGUGAUCGAGAACUCGAGAGCGAUCCCGUUUCGCUGGUUCGCCAACAAGUUCACCUGCUUCUUCUGCAGGAGCCGGUUCGACGAGAGCUCCCAGCUGAAGGUCCACAUGGCCGAGGAGCACGAAGACGCCAAGGUCACUAAAAUCCUGCGCUCCCUCCUCGGAAGCUGUCGCUUGAAGCUCGACGUCUCAGACGUGUCUUGUAAACUGUGCCCGAAGCGGAUCGAAGGCUUCGAAAAUUUCUUAGAGCACGCGACGACCGUCCACAAGCUGACUUUCAACAAGGAGAUGCGCCGCGGCGUCUUAACCUUCAAAUUGUCGGACGUGAUGAACUGCGAAGAGUGCGGUGCGAAAUUCAAGUUUUUCGGCACUUUCCUAAAGCACACCCUCAAAUAUCACAGUUCGUCGAGCAGCUUCCUGUGCGAGAUCUGCGGCCAGGGCUUCGUAGCGAAGAAGCACGUCGACUAUCACGUUAAAACCGUACACAACGACGGACAAAUCGAUUGCCCGAAAUGCGACAAGACGUUCGCGAGCAAGAAGGCGAUGAAGUACCACGACGAGGUCGCUCACAGGAACCCGGAGCUAAAGUGCACGAAAUGCCACGAAGUAUUCACGAGUAAAUACACCAGGAACAGGCAUUUGGCCAUCGUGCACGACGUGAAGACUCUGCAGUUCCGUUGCGACCAAUGCCCGCAGGUGUUUAUCAAGCAUGGCUGCCUCGUCGAGCACAAAUCCAGGGUGCACCUAAAGGAGAAGACGGUCACGUGCCAAGUCUGCGGCCUGAAGCUUUUCAACGACAGGGCCCUGCAACUGCACAUGGUGAAGCACAGCGACGCGAGACCGUUCGAAUGCGAAUUCUGCAAAAAGACAUUCCAGAGAAAGACCACAUUGAAAAUGCAUAGGCGUAUACAUACGAACGAUAAGAGGUGUGUGUGCAAGGAGUGCGGGAAGGCGUUCGUGCAGACCGCCAGUUUGAAGCUGCAUUUGAGGGUGCACCAUCCCGGCGCUGAAGGGAGAUAG